UGGGUGGGAAGAGCAGUCAGGGAACCAAUAUGUUCCUUCCAGGGUUGAAUACAAACCAUUCAGGAUGUCGAGCUUCCUGAGCAAAGUCAGAGAAAUUCUGCAUAAUCUUUACCUCACACACAGUUUUAAAAUCAUAACAGCCUCAAGAAAUCUGUCAAAAGUUGUAAUUCAGUCCAGGUUAUCUUUACAUUUUAUUUGUUCAAAGAGUUGUGAGUGAAACCUCAGCUCAUAUACAAAUUAUCACUGCAUCAUAUUGAAUGCCGUUGCCUAGUUAUUCAUAAUGGAGUUUUUAACAUGGUAAUAGCGGAAUAUUUCAUUUGACCAAGUGCACCCAAUUGAUCUUAAAAUAGAUACAGUAAAAUAAAAAAAAAUCUUAAUUCUAACACCUACAUUUUCUAGCUGAACAAUACAGUUACUGCUUUUGUCUAAAUAAUCACAAUCUGGUUUAAUCCUCAGAUCAAACUGGUGCCACAGUAACCACGCUGUGUUACCAAACCCUCGUGCUUCCCGCCUCAUUCCUUAUUCACACACACACACACACACACACACACGUGCACUGAUGCACCAUAUGCUUUGCACAUAUGUGUCAGAAAUGGAGGAGAAACUGAACAUGACCUAUUUAUAGUGGAACAAGGAGAGAGAGGAGGACUCUGAAGAGGAUCAGAUCUUCACCUCGCAGGGGAAUGUUACUGUAACAGGUCACGGUUUAGUUCAAGAGCAUUUGCAGGUAUGAAAACAAUGCUUUGAGCGUGAAUGCAUAAGUACACAUAAAAAGCGGUGGCAGAAAUAACAUGCAGAGUUCCAGUCUGUGUCAGUGGUCCAGAUAUGAACAACCAGAGGAAACGUAAACACUCAAAAAUUUGUUUGUCAUUCAGUUAAAAAGCAGCUCAGCUCCUCCCCAUGCUGCUGCUAACGUUAGGUCACACUGAUUCUUAACAGCUUUACACGGCUAAUUAUUGCACAGUGCUAGCAUCUGUAAGUACUACCUCACAUGACUGAUCAGUUUAUUCAUUGACUGCACAGAUGUUGCAAAUGAUUUGCAGUUCUAGAUGUCAAACGUGGUGCUUGGGCUGGGGAAAUCAGUCUAGACUUAUGACUUCGUUUUGCUGUUUAUAUUAAUUAACUGUGUUUCAGUUGCGUUCAUGCCAGAGAAAACUUUUAACACAAUAAGGCAAAGUCAUCAAAAAUUUUCCUGAAACAAUUUAUUUGGACAAAUGAAAGCUAAUUUCACUGUAUGAUGUUCUACUGAAAGGUCAUGAACAGUAAAUUAUUGCCCAGCCCUACUUGCAGCAGUGAUAAUCACACUUAAUCGUCAGUUGCAGAAGCUGUUGCUAGGAGAAAUUUGCUUUAAUAAAAUAUGUCCUAAUAUCAAAAGCUAGCAAGCUACCUGUUGUAGAAUGACGAUGUUCUCCUUUUUAAUUCUGCCUACGAAGCUCUGAUUGUUCAGAUUUGUUCCUCCACGUAGGGGAAAGAACCAGCAGGCCGCACAUCAGAGCUGUUUGAAUUCAUGAAUAAAUGGAUGUGGAACAAGGCUUGGGCUCUGGCUCUGUGUGUCGCUUUAUCGACACGUGAUGUAGGUUGUUGAUGACUUUGUCUUUCGGGGCAGUUUGUGUCAUUGUGUUGUCUGAAAACUUCCACAAAAGGACACACUGGGUUUUAAUGCAUGGCUUACAUUUAGAGAAAUUGAACUGGUAAUACAAUAUCACCCUGAACCACUUCUGUCAAUGGUAAUUUAGUCUAAUGGAGUUGGAAAUGGUGCGCAGGACGAAGCAUUUUUCAGCAGUUGGUGCAUUCGUCUCCUGAGCGCUCAUCUGGUUCGCUGACCCCUUCAGCUCUGUUGCUGUCAGAGAAGGAGGAUGAGCCUCAGGUCUGCAGACAGACAGUCAAGUCCAGAUUCAGCUGUUUUUGUUUUCUCCCCUGAAGGACUCAUGGCUGCUGUCUGUCUGCCUACCUGCCCGUCCGUCCGCCCGCCUGUCUGUCAGAGAGGCAAAGCAAUAAACCCAGCGCAAUGCCAUCUGUCCUCCGAUGACACCAACAGUAACUCGUCUUCUGUCCAGGCUUCGUGAUGAAUCACAUCCUCUUGUCUCCUCCCAAAAUACAUGCUCGAUCAGGGAAGCAGCCAACCUUUUUGCUCCUGUGAAGGAAGGGAACGUUUUAAAAUUUCGAAAGGUCAGGUGGUGCCCAGGACAUACACAUCCGGUGAUGUCAGCGACAGUUUCUAUGGCAGCCAGCUCGGACAGGAGUGGGAGUUUUAUAUUAGUGCUGGGCUGGAUUACUCACAGUGGUGGGGGUGUGUCUGUCUGGCCAGACUCAUCCUGAAUGAUGUUGUGGUGCAGCAUUUGUGAAAUACGAGCCGGGAACAGUGUCUCUGCUGCUCAACUUGUAUCAAGUCAGGCUUUAUUCUCUUUCCUCACCCCUCAAAUCUUCCCUUGAAUCUCUCUCCCUUUGUUUCUCUGGCUAAUCCUUUGGAUAACUCUACUUGCAGCUUCUUGAAUAAGAAGGAACGUUCCUCAGCCUUUCUUUUGCUCAGCAACUCGUUAGCCGAAUAAUCUAUUAAAACCAAGGCUCAAGAGGGCUGAUUUAAUUUGAGCGAUGCUUCAGGCUUGAUUUAGCACACGGAUCACUGGAGCAGGCCUCGUUGUGCUCAGGUGUGCGACUCAACACUCCCUCUACAGCUCCUGUCUUCUGCCAGAGAAUGACUCAGUGCAUCAGCGACAAAACAAAAGCGGAGACGACUGCUUAACAGGAGCAAGACAGCCAGUCAGCUUCUGCAACGUCAGCCUAGCCCGCCGGGGCAGCGGAGCUCAGUGCUGUCAUCAGAUUUGUUGAAUCAAGCCAGCAGCUCGGAUCGGAGGGACCAGACAGAGCGUGGCAGCGGCUGUGAUUUGAUGGGGACGACUUGGAGAGGUGUGGUGGCAGCGGCUUCACUUGAAAGAGCCUGAGUUAAGGCAUACAAUGUUGGUCGGGAGUCUUCUUAUGCCUGUCUGUGGAGAUACUUAGACUGUUCAUGUGUGUUAAUCAUGGAUUGGAUGCAGUGGAGCCUGAUACCAGCAGCACCAGGAAGCACCUGGCCCGCUAUGCCUCAGGACUUGAGUGAAACGCUGGCUCUGACCACGGCUCUGGGUUACAGUCUGUUAGCCUGUGAGACAUGCGUGCUGAACUGCUGCUUUGAUCCUGAAUCCGCCAAGGUUUCAGACCUGAACCCCAAUGCGAAAGCAUGGGCCAACCACAUGUUUAGCCUGGACCCCAGCGGCAGUGCUGACACCACAACUGCUGCCCUGCAGCCAUGGAAGGAAGGCUGCGAUAGUUCGGCCGACCCCGGCCCAGAAGGCUAUGAAGCCAGUGAAGACAAGGUUUACAAGGAGCCUCUGCUAACCAACCCAGAUGAACCUCCACCGGUCCCAGUAAUGCUGGCCGAGCCCACCCCCGUGGCCUCCGUCACCAUGGAGUGCUCCGAGCCGGCCUACACAGAAUACCCCGAGCCUGGGCAGCCAGCGCGCACAGGCAGUGAUCCCCAACAGGAGAAUCCCCAGGAGGGCCUGAGGGAGCACCUGAAGAAGACCUUGGAGUUCUGUCUGUCCCGGGAGAAUCUGGCCAGUGACAUGUACCUCAUCUCCCAGAUGGACAGCGACCAGUAUGUGCCAAUCGUGACGGUGGCCAACCUGGACCACGUCAAAAAACUCAGCACGGACGUAGAGCUGAUCGUGGACAUUUUACGAUCUCUGCCGUUGGUCCAAGUGGAUGAGAAGGGGGAGAAGGUGCGACCCAAUCAGAACCGCUGCAUCGUGAUCCUCAGAGAGGUUCCUGAGAGCACGCCGAUAGAGGAGGUCGAGGCUCUUUUUAAAGGGGACAACUUACCCAAGUUCAUCAACUGUGAAUUUGCCUACAAUGACAACUGGUUCAUCACCUUUGAAUCAGAAGCAGACGCACAGCAGGCAUAUCAGUAUCUGCGCGAGGAGGUGAAGACCUUCCAAGGGAAGCCUAUUAAGGCGAGGAUAAAGGCGAAGGCAAUCGCUAUCAACACAUUCAUGCCAAAGAACGGUUACCGGCCGGUGGAGGUGAACCCGUACGCCCAGCAACGCUACACGUCGUACUACAUCCCGCCGGUUUACAGCCCCCAGCAGCAGUUCCCCCUGUACAGCCUCAUCACGCCGCAGGCCUGGUCUGCCACGCACAGCUUCAUCGACCCCACGCUGGUUGCACCUUUUCACAACAACCAGUUCAUCAACGGAUUCACCGCAUCACACAGUUUCAAACCAGCGACGUCCCCCCUCACUGUCAGACACUACUCGCCCAGGAACAGGAAUCACAGUAAACCUCACUUGAGGCCAACCAUCCCCACUGGGGACCGCAGCACCGGGCUCCUGGACAACCCGGCGCUCUUUCCCAGCUUCCCCAGCGAGAGGCUUAACGGGGUCCGCAGCAGCCCGCCGACAAGACUCCCCACCAGCCAGCCCAGAACCAGGUUACCCUCCACCUCCGCCUUCCCUCGCAGAGACACUGUGGGCACGGGCCGAGUCACGGAGCCCACGACCACAGACUACUCUCUGGGUAUCGGCCGCGGAAGGAAAAAUGUUUCUGCUUCUAGGAAAAAGAGGGACGAAAAGUUUACAAGAGUGACUCCUCAGUCGCCGCCUCCUACCAAAUCUCCACCUCCGAGCUUCGAGCUGGGUCUCUCCAGCUUCCCUCCGCUGCCCGGAGCAGCCGGCCAGCUCAAGACCGACGACGUCUUCGACAACCGGCUGGCCAGCAGCGUUGUCGUCGGGACCGCGAAGGAACGGAAUGUAAGCGCUGAUUCCAGUACAGGAGGAGCACCUUCUCCAGCCGGCCCCAAAGAGCCGCUUCGGUCCUCCGCCUCCCCGAUGCCCACAAGCUUCCAGCCCUCGCCGACCACUCCGACCCCGGCCUCAGCGCCCCCCCUGACCUCAGCUGUCGGCCUGCCGCACAGUCCGGCUCCCUCCCUCUCUGCUGCGGAGGUGAAGGUGACGGAGGCGAAGCCGAAGGAGGUGCAGCCGUCUGUGGAGCGAGUUCCCGGCACUCUGUCCACUGCAAGCAAAUCGGUACAAGUCAACGGUGCCGCCACAGAGCUGAGGAAGCCCUCCUACGCUGAGAUCUGCCAGCGGGUGAAGGACACCCCGACAUUACAGCAGCCACCGACCGCCAAGGAAGCCAAGCCAGCCUGCGCUGCCCCCACAGGCGAGGAGAGGAAGUGCUCCGACGCCUCCAUCCUGUCAGGGGAGGCCAAGGCCAGAGAGACAUACCCCCCCUCCUCCAAACCCGGCUCAGCCACCUCGGGCAGACCCCUGAGGGACGCGCGGAGGCCGGCGGGGCGGUGGGGCUCCCCGCCCCCACACCCGGGGAAAACUCCCAGCAAAGAUCCCCAGCACACCCCGCCCAAGUCCCCGCAGUAGGACGACUCCCUGUGUCCUCCAGCCUCCCCCACUACGCUCCACAGAUGCGUUUAAAAGGAAAAAAAAGGACAUCUAAUCAGGGCUACUCAGUACUUCUCUCCCAGGAUCACCAGUCACAAACAAGCAUAGAGGACGCCUUCUUUUCUGGAUCAGGGCUUGCAGACAAAAAGCACUUUACUGUGCAUGUAGAGCACCGUUUCAUUCUUUUUAGUCUAUUUAUUUGCUUUUUUUUAAAAAAUUUCAGUUUUAUUUCUCCUUUUGUCGUUUUGCAUUACGUAGUUGUGUCAGCCUGUAAGUUGGCACAGACGACACUGAAAUUUAUUCUUUCUGUCCUCAAGGCCUUGUGGGGUUAAACUAGUGUUGUGUGCGAAGCAGCAGGGCAUUGUUGGAAGCUGGACGGAGCGCGUCUCAAAGUGAGGGGUUUGUUUGCAUGUUGAGUGGCACUGAUGUGCAACUUUGUGUAGCUUAAUUAUGGGUCAUAAUUAGCAGAUGUGUUUUUUAAAUUGAUUAUUCACAUCCAUAUGCAAGACUUAACAUCUAAAUCUCAUCGCGACGAGACUCGGAUCGUUGGUUUACAUCGCCUCACAGUGAAGUUUUUGUUUGCAGAUUAGCUCACAGGGUGACUCAGUGGAGUCGCGGCUGAGCGUCUCCUCGGCGCUCUCUUCCUCUGGUCGUUUCCUCUGUGAGGAGUCGCCCCCUCUGCUGUUUGCUCUUCUUUCUUACUGUUUGCUAACACUGCUAACUAGCUGGCUUUGUUGCAUAGCUUGUGUCUAACAGCCAAUGUGAGAUCAGUGUUUUUUUUCUGUGUGCGACUGCAAACAAACCAGGCAUCGAGGCGCCUGUCGUUGUUGUUGUUGUUGUUGGCCAGAACUUAUUUUGUCCUUUGAAGUGUCUGGAAGUUGGUUAACGUGUUGUGUCGCUCACAUUUAACGAGUGAGGGGAAGCUCAGUUUUCUUGGCACUGCGUUGGCUUUGGGGAAAGCUUUCCUCUUGAAACUGUGGAAUAAAACCGUCAGCAGGCACAUGACGCCACAGGACGCCACGGGCUGGAAACGUCACGUCCAGCGGCUGCUUCUCGUCUUAAGCAGCACUGGGGAGCUGAGAUCAGGAAGGGGCUACCGGUGAACCCACGUCAGGUCACUGCUGGGCCGCCAUGAGGGGGAGGAGGAGGUUUACUGUCCUGAUGAGACAGUGUGACUCUUUUAGGGGACAAAAUGCACCACGAGUUCAGAGUUCAGCGUGCAGUUUUGACAGAAUUGUUCAAAUAGCUUCUCGUUGUCUCUUGUAGAUUCGAUGCUCGAUGUGGAAUCCUGGAAUCUGUUACCACAUUGCAUCUCUUACUUUGCACUGUCACUGUGUUCUCGCACUCAGAGAGCAAAUGCUCGUCUGUCCUACCUGAAGAGAAAAAGGGAAUUAAGUGGAUGGGGGCGCCGUGGCUGAAGAUUUGACUAAAAGUUUUCCAGGAUUAAAUCUGUGUGGACACAAUCUCUGAAGCUUCAGUUGUUCUGCCUUGUGGAUGCCUGUGAACUCACCGUUUUGAAGGACGGACGUUCAGGCAGCAUCACACCACUUGCGGUUGCUAUCGUUAACUUUUAUUUUCUGCUGAAGGACUUGGUGCUCGUUUGGAUUUUGGCCUUUGGUUCUGUCAGGAAGAGUUUUCAUUGAAAGCGUGCUGGUCAGACUGAUGAAUAUGGAAAGUGAGACGGUUGAAUAGGACAGGAGUUUCUUACUGAAUCUAAAGUGAUGAAGGUGGGUGAUGAGUGGGCUUCUUUCUUUGGGAUGUGGUUUGUCACGUUGGAGUGUGAGAUGUUCGAGGCUCACACAGACGGUGUUGCAAAAUGAAGCUUGUUAACGGCAGGAGUGCGAUCACGGAGGUCUGACUCCAUCCCGUGAACGUGUUCGGCUCCUCCUUUUUCCUCGGCGUCGAGUUGACAGGUUUUUGUCGUUCGUUCGUUUGUUUCUGUCAGCAUGCUCCCUCAUUGGUUUGUUCUAGUUCAAGUUUGCACGUUUUAAUUUGACGUUUGAUUUUUUUUUUUUUUUUCCUCCCUUCAAAAACAUUGGAAAAGAUUGACCAAAGCACACUUAACUGCUUCACUCCUGACGGGUGUUGAAUUUAAAGCACAGAGCAGAACGAGAACGAGACGCUGACUCUUAGCACCCACACACGUUCGGGCUUCAUGGGACUUUGGGUGGCGGCGGCGGCGGCUGCUCGUCGAGGAGCUGAGGGAACAUUUUUCAUUCCUCCGUUUGAGUGAAGUAGACAGAAUUCAGAUGCGGGGAGGAAGCUUGCUGGUCAGAUUUAGUUCAGUUUAAGUUUCGGUUGGGAUGUCUGUCUUUCUGUAGCAGCAACUUUGGCAGACAACCAACCAAGUCUUGGAUGUUUUUACUGUGUUGGAAGUAGAAAAGAAUUACUGCUGUACGAGCGUUGAGAUGCCCCGAAAUGACAGCUGAAGGAUAAAAUUAUGACGUGUUGAAGUUUCUUGUUUUUCGUGUGUUUGUUUUUAUUUGACGCGAGUUUCCCUCCCUCGUCAGUCGUGUGCUCGGGUUAAUCUUUUAAAGUUGUCACCUCAGAUGCAAAACACCCUUGAAAGAAAACCACUGUACUAUAGUCACCAUGCGUUCGGGGGAAACACAAACCCAAACACGGGACCUCGCAUGUCUCGCCAAAGUCUUCCUGCAACAAGAAGCAUUCUGGGUAAUCCCACUGAGACAAACAUCUGAUGAAGGGAAAGCUUCGUGAAAAAGCCUGCACUCCUGCUCAUAGCAGCUUUUGAUUUGGACGCUAAAUCUUUCAGUUUGCUAAACAUAUGAUUUUUUUUUUCUUUUUUCCAAAGGACUGAGAUGCACUUGGAUGGGUCGAUUAUUUUUAUUAUUUUUUUUUUCCUCAUUGGUGGAAAAGGUGAAAUAUCCACUUAUUUAUAAACCAAUGCUGUUUAUUCCAUGAGAAAUAAGUUUUCUUUUUAGGGAGAUGAUAAAAAAUAAAGAUGCAUCGAGGUCUCUAAUGUAUACGCAAAAUGUACAAAAAAAAUUCCAUCCAGUGUUUGAGAAACUUGAAUUUUAUUUAAACUUGAAAAAUGACUUUGCCUUAACUUUUAUACAAGACAAGCAUAGAGUUUAUUUCUUUUCAAAAAACAAAAAAUCCCCGAAAUGUUAAACAAAGUGUGGAAAAUAUUCAGUCGUACCAGACGUCAUAAGUCUUACAGAGAGAAAGUACAAGUCUAGCAGCUUUUCUUUCUUUUCCCUUUUUGUUUUUGUAAACUGUACGAAAAAGAAUCAUUUUGGUUGUUUUCCUUUUGUUUUCGUUCUUUAAUAGUUUCAGGUUGUUUUUUGGGGGGGGGAUAUAUAAACCUUGUAAAUGCAAAACUAGUCAAUACUGUAUUAAAUUUGUGCACUUUGAAGUGUGUGCUUUGCUUGUACAGUUGUAAAUACUCAGAAAAAUAUAAGAGGUACCUUAAAAUGAUUAUAAAAAAUAUAUUGAUCUUGUUGAACUAUUAAUGUCGCUAUCGAGCUGGAUGUAGGAUAUAAAAAAACUUAAUGUUGUGCUUUUGGAAAUAUUUUUCUUUAACUUUUUUAAAACUUUUUAUUUGGGUGUGCGGAGUCUGAAUUGUGCUCGUCUCUGCAGGGCGGCCAGGCUGUCUGAUUGUACAUUUUGUUUUGUUUUUGUUGUCUUUCAUUCCAUUUGUCACACCUGUGCCCCCCUCACUGUGCACUAAUUGGACGGAUCCUGUGGUACUGACAAGCAUCUCAUUAACAAACCUUACAAAGCUGCGUGUCCACCAACGUCCUCUGCGAAGCUCCGGCUUCGUUUUAGCUGGAAAUGAUUUUGUGUCCAGACGUUGUCUCUGUGCUGAAAGCACAGGGGACAGGAAGCGUGAAUGCUGAAGCUGUUUAGCUGAAAGAAAAGCACUACAUGUGGGAUUUUUGCUCAUCACUCUGCCACUAAAGUCAGGGAUUUCUGACAUCUUUACAUUCUGCUGUUAUACCAAUGCAGAGAAAACCAAUAACCUAAAAGCUACAGUAACAGGCAUUAAAGAUAUUUUCCAGUAGAACUGUCACAGCUUCGGGGGGGAAGUCGCCUUGUGUAGACCACGACACUAAAACCCGACGUGUUCGCACACAAACUGCGGUAUAAUCAAACUGCAUUGUGUCCACACGAGGCGGGCAGCAUGACUAGACAAUAUCUCAUUUUAAACAUAUUCAUGAGAGCUGAAGUUCUGACAAGCGUCUGCACAAAAGGCUGGAACUUGAUUUGUGGUUUUCUGUCCGUUUGCUUUGUGCAGUUAGAGUUUGAUCCAAGGAGCAGUUGAACAUUUUGACAGAAGCGUUUUUGGGUUGAGGAUUGCGACAAGAUCAGUGACAUCAGUGCAUUUAGCUUGAGGCGGGAUGUUUUUAGCCUAGCUUGGCUUAAAGACACGACACGAAAGGGAAAGUGCUAGCCUGGUGCUGUUGAGUUUAAAAUGAAUCCACAAAUGCCGCUAAAGCUUGUUUGUUGAAAACGUACACACAAACAGAAAUGUUAAAAUGACAAGCCUUGGUUGGUUUUUUUUUUCGUUUAUGAAAGAUUCAAGAAAAAGUCAGUGGACCCGACUGUUUGCAUCACCUCAUGCUUCACAAAUAUCAGUUUACCUUGUUUACAGAUUAAAUGAGACACACAUUUGGGCUUUGGAGAAGCUGCUAAGUGCAGUUGGGAUUUCUUUGGCAAGACAGAAGCCAGGUGUUUCCACCUGUAGCCCGUCUUGUGGCUAAGCUAGGCUAAUCUUGUCCUGACUUAGCUUUGUUUUGAAUGUACACAAGUAAGAGCAGUAUGGAUUUUUAUCCAGCUGUCAGAAAGGAAAGUGGAAAAGUGUAUUCAGUGAAUGUUGAACGAUUUCUUGAGUCAAUAUGAAAUGCUAAUUCUGUUAGCAUAUAGCAGCUACAGCUCACUGGUAUACGAUAUAAAGAUGUGCAACACAUCUCCGCUUCCUCUCGCUGUGCAAAUGUGAAGCCAAAAUAUCCCUGAUUUGAGUGCUGCCACCUUGUCCUGCUGAUGUCAUUUGGAGCCAGUCUAUGCAGUAGUGAUCAGGAGGUGGAGCCAAGGUAUGGAGUUCCCGCCUAUACACACACAUCUGAGCCAAUCAGGAGCAGCGCUAAACUGUCAAUCACGACGUUUCGUCCCCGUUUCACAGCAUCAAUUAACUAAAACCAAACUGAUCAGAAAAAUGAACACUUGAUCAGACAUCAGUGUGAUAAGAGCUAAUUAAAAUGACAGAAGCCAUCUUUGGGAAAAAGAUACUUGAUGUGUACUUAAAGUUUUUAGUUUGGCUCAAGUCCCAUUAAGUUAUCAGAAAAUCAGAAACCAUCUUAUGACCCUACGUGCCAGUUUUUGAUCCUGUGAUGCAGUUCAGUCGUUAAUAAAAAGCAUCUGAGGUGAGAUACCCAUCCCCUCCUGUGAACUUUCAUUGUGUAUCUCCAGCUGAGACUCAUGGGAGAUGUAGUUGUUGAAUCCCGGUACAUUUUGAGUUUAUUUUUGUUGAAAUGGACCGUCCUCACAGAUGCACUCUGUGUGUUGGAGCUUCAAACAGGACCAGAGUUGGGCCGAGUCCAGUUUAUGCUCAUGUCUGUUUGGUACUGGGACCCUCUUUUUGUGGAUCAGCCCUUGUGUCGCUUUCAGAGUAGGUCUUCCUUUUGGAAACUUGUUAAUAAAUGUGGGCUCUGGAAUGUUUUCCACGGGUCGGUGUGUCAUCAGUGUUACGGACAGAAAACCACAGGAACUUGUUUUAGCUUUUAAUGGACCAACGAAAUGUUUUGUGGUGAAAUCCAACAAGUGAAGCAUUAAAUUGGGCAGGACUUCCUUCUUUAUUACCAAGACGUGUGGGCGCUGAGAUGUUGGUGUGAUGUAACCUUUGGUCACAAGCUGCAGCUCCUCUGGCCCUCUGAAAAGAACGAAGGCUGACGGCCCAGUUUCGUGUUCGGAGACGCUGUCCUUCGAGGCGAACUCGCUCCCUUAUCACAGUGGAGCACAGCGUGUUGAGGUGCUGAUGAAUGUUUGACCUGUGGGUUGGGAAUUUUCUCAUUUCUUAAGAAGCUCUUUGGAAACAAAGAGGUUGAGCUCAAAGUUCUCCAGCAGGGUGUCGCUGCAAGGACCCAACAAGAUCUUUGAAUCUUUGAAACCUGCUCAGCGUUUUUAGCUUCUCUCCUCCGGAGUUGUUGGUUUGUUGUUCAUGUUCUUCAGCUUUCAUGACUUCCUCUCCUGGGAAAUAAAUGUGCACAUCGUUUUCAUUUGGGCUUCGUUGGUUUUGUUUCGGGAGUUGGGGACAGAAGGCUCGACUGGAAUCGCAGCUUUGUCUCAAGUUUCAGAGGGAGUUUUCUGGCACAUAGCGUUAACUGUUUAAAGCAUUUGAUCACGUGGACUGCAUCUUGUUGUGGCAAAGCAAAGCACUAACUGUGCCAUGACACACCUGUUUUAGUCUUGACUGGGCAGUUUAACUUGUACAUAGCUGAGCGCUUGCCAUCUCAGGCUUUUAGUUUGUUGUGUUUUAGUUUAAGAUCAACGUGAUGCCACUGACUGUAGGAGCGGGUUUCCUGUAACUCGCUCACCCGGUCCCCGCCGAGUCCGAGUCGUGUCCGACCUCAGACUUUGAGGGCGUAAAACCCUGACGCUGAUUACAAACUGAGCAUCCCCGAACUGUGAAUGUGUGCAUGUGUGUGGACAAAGUAAACGUACCACCCAGAAAUCCGGACCGAAGCAGCUCUUUGCGAAGCGACUCCUGAAGGGAUCCCCCGUUUUGGCGGCAGGCGGGCCCCACGUGGUGCUCGCCUCUGCAGUGUCGCUGCAGCGUUUGGAGGAGCUUCGCUUUGUCCCGGACUUCUGCACGGAGCGUCACACCUCAUAUCAGCCUGUCGGUGGCCUCAGCUCUCAGUCGCCUCCUUCCUGUUCGCCCGUUUCAACAGUGCCAUCGUUUGGGUUUGUUUUCUCAAGGGUUGCAUCUUGACGUAACAAAUGGACCCCUUGUCUUUUGUUUUCUAUUUUAUUUUUUAUUUUCAAAGAUAAAACAACGAAUGCACACAAGUGACUGGAACAGGACUCGACUCUAUCGGCUCACUGUGGUUUGACUCGUUAACACUCUUUCCAUGCUACGCUAACAGCUGAGGACAAUCGAUGACUCCGUCACGUUGGGCUUUGGACACAUGAUUUUGUCUAACGACACCUUUAACAGAUGUGGAAUGGAGGCUGCAUUCAAGAGGGCUUCUUUUCUAGCGUUUCUUUUGAUUUAAUCUCUUUUGGUUAUUGUUUGGGUCUCUUCCUCCGUCAGGACUGGAAUCAAGCGUACAUGUCAGCUGUAGGUAAUUUAAGUUACUCUGUGUCAUGAUGUAAAACUGUCUCAUUUGGAGAAAAAAAUGUAGCUUACUGAAAAAUAAAGAUUUAGGCACUGCUGAGGA
This is a messenger RNA of Scatophagus argus, 12829 nucleotides long. It is a transcript of the gene larp4b, whose product is annotated as La ribonucleoprotein 4B. Gene Ontology annotation, cellular component: cytosol; cytoplasmic stress granule. The transcript is spliced from 16 exons. The record is from RefSeq and is a predicted model, not a curated record. NCBI's taxonomy places the organism in Eukaryota, Metazoa, Chordata, Actinopteri, Scatophagidae. Gene Ontology annotation, biological process: positive regulation of translation. Gene Ontology annotation, molecular function: mRNA 3'-UTR binding. Bases 3021 to 5411 code for a protein of 796 amino acids.